AUGCAUUUCCAAUCUCUCUUCGUCUUCGCAGCCGCCAUCCUCGUGGGCCAGGCCGCGGCCCAGUCCCCAACAGUUAGUAGCAAGUGCACCCAGGUACCGAACUGUACCAAGGACAAUGUCGGCGUAGCCUGCAAAGUCACCUGCGAGGAUUCACCUGGCGGCACUCGCGUCACCUCGGGAUUGUGCAAAAAGAGCCCUUUCGGAUUCAGCUGCACUCCCUAA
Messenger RNA from Colletotrichum tamarilloi, 222 nucleotides. RefSeq lists its product as uncharacterized. The record is from RefSeq and is a predicted model, not a curated record. The transcript is spliced from 2 exons. Lineage: Eukaryota; Fungi; Ascomycota; Sordariomycetes; Glomerellales; Glomerellaceae. The coding region runs from base 1 to 222 and encodes 73 amino acids.